AUGAAAAUUUUUUUGUUCCCCAGUGUUAUAAGGCGCAAGCUGACCGACGGCGUCAUCAGGGGCCCUCGUUCCAGGUAGGGGACAAGGUCUGGCUGUCCUUGGAGCACCACCACACUGGACAUUCCCUCGGCUAAGCUGGACUACAGGUACCAGGGACCAUUCACCAUCCUGCAGCAGAUCAAUCCGGUCGCCUACAAGUUGGAGCUUCCCCCCUCCCUGAAGAUCCACCCAGUGUUUCACGUAUCCCAGCUCAAGCCCUGCCAUGCAAACUAUUUUCCGGGUCGCAUCGCCCCGCCGCCGCCAGUCCAGGUUGACGGCCAUGAGGAGUUCCCGGUUGCCCAGAUCUUGGACUUGAAACAGCUCCGUGGCAAGCUCCACUAUCUAAUUGACUGGGUGGGCUAUGGGCCUGAGGAAAGAUCAUGGGAACCGGCCGACCUCCUGCACGCACCUGCCAAGGUUCGGGCCUUUCACUGGCAGUUCCCAGACAAGCCCGGGCCUUAA
This is a messenger RNA of Podarcis lilfordi (Lilford's wall lizard), 501 nucleotides long. The record is from the annotation of a GenBank genome assembly. Lineage: Eukaryota; Metazoa; Chordata; Lepidosauria; Squamata; Lacertidae.